This is a messenger RNA of Nanorana parkeri, 1793 nucleotides long. RefSeq names its product oocyte zinc finger protein XlCOF8.4-like. The record is from RefSeq and is a predicted model, not a curated record. The transcript is spliced from 7 exons. Lineage: Eukaryota; Metazoa; Chordata; Amphibia; Anura; Dicroglossidae. Bases 1 to 1761 code for a protein of 586 amino acids.
AUGGAGGAGUGGGAGUAUCUAGGAGGACAACGGGAUCUCUACAAGGUCAAGAAUUGCUCAUCCCUCCCUUGUUUCCAGCUGGAAGGCAAUAAAACACACAUGACUGAGAGGAUUAUACACCUCGCCCUGGAGAUCAUCUGCCUGGUGACCGGAGAGAGUUUUCCUCCUGUGAAGUCUGGUGACCAUGUUACCAUCAAGGUGUCUCCACCUCCCUCCCUGACACCUGAGAGGAACAAAGAACAGAAGAUCCUAGAAGUCACCAAGAAGAUCAUUAAGCUGCUGACAGGAGAGGUGGAACAUCUGCUAAAUGUUAAAGUUGAAGUCACAGAGCGUAAAGAAGAGGUGUAUAUGAGGACCGGUGUGCAGUGUAAGGACGAGAAAGUUCCUACAGAUGGAUUCAGUAAGGGGAACCCACCAGAGAGAUGUUCCCGGGAUUCCACACAGGAAGAUCACACCAUCCCUCGCCAUUAUCAGGGCGACGAUCUGACGAAGCUUAAAGCAGAAGGUGUGGAUGAAGAUGAGGAUGAGGAGGUGUAUAUGGUGGUUGACUGGCCAUGUAAGGAGAAGCCCGUUCCUCCAAAGAUCAGCACAGAAGGAUCCAGCAGCAGAAUAAUACCGGAGAAGCGUCCCCAACCUCUGUAUUCCCGGGAUUCCACAAAGAAAGGCCGCAGCAUCCCUCACCGUGAUCAGGAUAAGAAUUUAGAAGAUUUUCAGGUUGUCGUUAUUAAAGAAGAGAAAGAGGAGAACUUGGCAUUUCCCAUGUUGACGAGGGAGGAGGAGGAAAUUCCAGCAGAGAUCGGGACAGACGGCCACUACGUCAGGAAGACUGCAGAGAGAUAUCUUAGUUCUUCACUGAAUCACGCCAGUCGGAAUAGUGACGUCUCUCCAGAUUCCCCGGAAAACUUCCUCUACACCUCCGAUAUAAAUCUGGGACUCUACAUUGCUGACAUAUCACCCGAUUCCGGCAAGAGCAGCGGGGGGUAUCGGGGAGACCGGUUAUAUCGCUGCACUGAAUGCGAUAAGUCUUUUUGCCAGAACGCCGCCCUUGUUCGACAUCAGAGGAACCACACUGGUGAAAAGCCCUUCCCGUGCCUGGAAUGUGGGAAAAGUUUUACCCGGAAGUCGAUCCUGGUGGAACAUCGAAGGAUUCACACGGGGGAAAAGCCGUUCUCAUGUUUGGAGUGCGGAAAAUGUUUCACGCAGAGAUCAGGUCUCCUCAUUCACCGCAAGACCCACAGAGGCCCCAUGAAAUUUCCGUGCAGCGGGUGCGGUAAUUUUUUCACCCCAACGGUAAACACUGACACGGGGCAGAUAGAGACCUUCUGUGCCAGCUGCCGGAAAUCAAACCUCGCUCCCCCUCUUUCUCCUGAGCUCAGCCUGUGUGACACAGAAGAGAAAGCCAACCUUGGACAGGACAGCGGUAAAAACUUCUCGCAGGAGUCAAAACUUCCCAGCCAACCUAAAGUUCCCACGGGGGAAAAACGGUACACGUGUCCUGAGUGCCAGAAAAGCUUCACGCGGAAGUCCAUCCUGGUGGAGCACCAGAGAAUUCACACAGGGGAGAAGCCGUUCUCCUGCUCCCAGUGUUGGAAAAGCUUUACACAGAGAUCCGGCCUCGUCAUACACCGGAGGAUUCACGCACGCGAGAAGAUAUAUUCGUGCUCGGAGUGCAGGUGCAUUUUUACCCAGAAGGCCAACGGUCUUGUCGGUGAAGAGAGUUCCUGCCCUGACUGCCGAAACGCUUCUACUCAGAAGCCUUAGUGUGUGAAGCCAUCAAAAUUCCACGCCUUAUG